Salarias fasciatus (jewelled blenny) is the source of this 1612-nucleotide messenger RNA. RefSeq names its product hypoxanthine phosphoribosyltransferase 1 (gene hprt1). Gene Ontology annotation, cellular component: cytosol. Lineage: Eukaryota; Metazoa; Chordata; Actinopteri; Blenniiformes; Blenniidae. The record is from RefSeq and is a predicted model, not a curated record. Bases 1 to 657 code for a protein of 218 amino acids. The transcript has 9 exons. Gene Ontology annotation, molecular function: magnesium ion binding; hypoxanthine phosphoribosyltransferase activity. Gene Ontology annotation, biological process: hypoxanthine metabolic process; GMP salvage; guanine salvage.
AUGGCGACGUCCAGCUCCUGUGUGGUGAUCAGCGAUGAGGAGCAGGGUUAUGACCUGGACCUCUUCUGCAUACCCAAGCACUACGCGGCUGACCUGGAGAGAGUCUACAUCCCACACGGGCUCAUCCUGGACAGGACAGAGAGACUGGCCAGAGAGAUCAUGAAGGAAAUGGGGGGCCACCACAUCGUGGCCCUCUGUGUUCUCAAAGGGGGUUACAAGUUUUUCGCCGACCUGCUGGACUACAUCAAGGCCCUGAACAGGAACAGUGACCGCUCCAUCCCCAUGACAGUGGACUUCAUCCGCCUCAAGAGCUACUGCAACGACCAGUCGACGGGUGAAAUCAAAGUGAUCGGUGGAGACGACCUGUCGACCCUGACGGGCAAGAACGUCCUGAUUGUGGAGGAUAUUAUUGACACGGGGAAGACGAUGAAGACGUUAUUGGAACUCCUCAAACAGUACAAUCCCAAAAUGGUGAAAGUAGCGAGUUUGCUGGUGAAAAGGACACCGAGAAGUGUUGGCUACCGGCCCGACUUUGUAGGAUUCGAGGUUCCCGACAAGUUCGUGGUGGGAUACGCUCUAGACUACAACGAGUACUUCAGGGACCUAAAUCACAUCUGCGUCAUUAGUGAAACGGGGAAGGAGAAGUACAAGGCAUGAAGAGAAUCUCCACGGCAGAUUGCAGAGACUGGUCACCUUUUUAUUCCCUUCUUCUUUUUGCCAAUCAUUUUGUCUUCACUUGAAGUUACAUUUGAAAAAGAAAGACGCUCAGCCUGCUCAGGGUCCCUGAGGAAACUCUGUGGGAGGGAUAGUCACACAUUUCCUGUUCAGUUAGCAAGCGCGCACACACACACACACACACACACACACACACACACACACACACACACACACACACACACACACACACACACACACACACACACUCAAUCAGCUCCUGAAGACUGAUUGCCUCAGAGAAAACAGCAUGGAGGCCAGCUCCACUUGUAAUUAUUGUGAUGUGUUUUGCCCUCCCCCCAAAAACACACAUACACACACACUGAUUUCUUUGUUUGUUUUUUUUUUUUUUAAGCAAUUGAGUAAUUUAUUCAGAGCAACGCUGCUAUCUUAAAGUCCAAAAUCUGCUUAAUUGUGCUAUCAUGUAAUUGCAUUUUUGAUACACUCUUGAUUUUAUUGUAAUCUCACUUCCAACGACUGAAGAACAGGCGCCAUAAAAGAGGAUGCAACGCUUUCUUCCAGUCUGUAUGUAUAUUUUGGGAGAAGACUUUAACUUUUCUACGGUACUGUGUGAAACGGUAGUCCUAGAACACGUUGUAGAGAAAAAGCAACCCGAAUAUUUCCCUGAUUUAACUCACACGUGUGCUGAAGAUUGAAAAAUAUUGGUUCGAAGAGUUCAAGAAUUUCCCCCCAGGUAUUGAUAAAGUAUUUCUAUUCUGUCUCCCAAUAAAAUGUGUGACAGAGAAGACGGUGGUCCUUCAUGCUGGAUUUCACAAGUCUGACAGCUGAAAGCUUUACAAUCAUUGAAUCAGGCACUUAUAAUGGAACUGGUAGAGUUUGCUUUUAUUCAGCCAUCACUGUAAUCCUGAACACCAGCCAUUAAAUGUUCUCACCUCUC